Messenger RNA from Lathyrus oleraceus (garden pea), 714 nucleotides. RefSeq lists its product as uncharacterized. The record is from RefSeq and is a predicted model, not a curated record. NCBI's taxonomy places the organism in Eukaryota, Viridiplantae, Streptophyta, Magnoliopsida, Fabales, Fabaceae. The transcript has a single exon. Bases 1 to 714 code for a protein of 237 amino acids.
AUGGAGGAUGUUCAUAAGCCAAGGCACAGAUAUCAUGUUGGUUAUAAGUUACCAGAGGUGUAUCAAGAUGGUCUUCUCGGUUUAGUUAAGAGAUUCCCUACUAAUAAUUCAGACGUUUUCAGAAGAGAUUAUGGGCGGAUUUUGGUUUACUUAGAGUCUUCGUUAAGCAAUUUUCAGAGGGAUGAUGUUCACACCUUGUUGCAGUUUUAUGAUCGUCCGCUGAGAUGUUUUGUGUUUCCAGAUUUCUUAUUGGCACCCACUUUGGAGGAGUACUCCGACCUUCUUGACAUUCCAGUGUCGCAUCAGGUUUCGUUCCAUGCUGGUAUGAAGGAGCCAGAAGUUGCUCAUAUCACCGCAACUUUAUUUUCUCAGGAAUCUGUUAUGAAGGAAAAUAUUCGACAUAAAGGGGGUGUUAGUGGUUAUCAUUUGGGGUUUCUUGUGCAGGAAGCAAAUGUCAAAGAUGAUAAGAAAGACUCGAAGGCCUUCAACGCCAUUCUCGCAUGUUGUAUAUAUGGUAUUAUGUUGUUCCCGAACGAGCGGAAGUUUAUGGACAUGGACGUCAUUUCUAUCUUUAUCCAGAAGAAUCCGGUGCCCACUCUUUUGGGAGACCUGUAUCACUUUGUGCAUUCUAGAAGCGAUAAAGGCAAAGGUGGAGUGAUUUUCUACUGUGCUCCGUUGUUGUAUCGAUGGUUCGCUAGUCACCUUCCUUUGUAA